AUCCACUCACCUCCUGAGGUGCUAAAGAACCCUGUGCUGCCUGUGACUCCGCUCCUGAACACCCACCACCGAGAUGUCCUGCCAGCAGAGCCAGCAGCAGUGCCAGCCCCCUCCCAAGUGCACUCCCAAGUGCACUCCCAAGUGCCCCGCCCCUAAAUGUCCCCCUAAGUGCCCUCCAGUCUCUUCCUGCUGCAGUGUCAGCUCCGGAGGCUGCUGUGGCUCCAGCUCUGGGGGCGGCUGUGGCUCCAACUCUGGGGGCUGCUGCAGCUCUGGGGGUGGUGGCUGCUGCCUGAGCCACCACAGGCGCCACAGGUCCCACCGUCGCAGACCCCAGAGCUCUGACUGCUGCAGCCAGCCCUCGGGGGGCUCCAGCUGCUGCGGUGGGGGCAGCAGCCAGCACUCUGGAGGCUGCUGCUGAAGUGGACCUUGACUUCCUCUUCCUUCUGAUUCUGCCUGAAUA
Homo sapiens (human) is the source of this 460-nucleotide messenger RNA. It is a transcript of the gene LCE1D, whose product is annotated as late cornified envelope 1D. Lineage: Eukaryota; Metazoa; Chordata; Mammalia; Primates; Hominidae. The record is from RefSeq and is marked validated. The coding region runs from base 74 to 418 and encodes 114 amino acids. The transcript has 2 exons. Gene Ontology annotation, biological process: epidermis development.